AUGAGUGACGGGUCCUUUCCGUCUUUGGUUAGUGAGCAUCGAACAACUAGAGCUGCAUUUGAUGCAGCUGCUUCUCACUCUUCAACCCCAUCAGCUUCAGCUCCAUCUUCACUAACACCAGCAACUGCUACAUCUUUUCCAUCUUCAUCUACUCUUCCACCAGCGGUUGCUGCACCAUCUCCAUUGGCCGCACCUGGCCAUGAAGAAGGUGUUCCUCUUCCACAGUCCCUCGUUCAUGAGAAGAGGCAAAAUUAUGCCGCCCCUUCUGAAGAUCUACAAAGGAGGAGGAACAUUACUCUUUCGGCCAACUUUCUUGCCUCUGAGGGUCUUCAAAAUUUGAUUCAUGAGAAGGAAGAACUUACUUCUAAACGGGAUCAACUUUUGGCAGAACGGGACCAGACUGUUCUCCGCCUCUCGGAACUGGAAACUAGGGCUACUGAGGCCGCUGUUUCUGAGGGAAGAGCUUGGAGGAGGCCAAGGCCAAGGGUUAACUUGGAGGUGGCCUUGAACUCUAAAAGUGAAGAGCUUGCUGCUGUGGAGGUGAAACAUGCCCAUCUAGAAGAGAAGUAUAGGAAAACUAUUAAGCAUAAUAGGCUCUUAAGUUCAACUGUCCGCGAGCUCGACGUCAGUCUUAAAUAUGCUAGAUCUGCCCAGGAAAACCUUCGCCGAGGGGGAUCGGAAGGCGAUGAGGCCGAAGACCAAACUGGGGAAAGCGUUGAGCCAUCGGCGGAACUACCUACUCUUCCCGGCAAUGCGGAUACUUCUCUUCCUCCUGGUCCCAGAGGCGCUGUAGAUUAG
Messenger RNA from Nicotiana tabacum (common tobacco), 798 nucleotides. Lineage: Eukaryota; Viridiplantae; Streptophyta; Magnoliopsida; Solanales; Solanaceae. The record is from RefSeq and is a predicted model, not a curated record.